This is a messenger RNA of Phialemonium atrogriseum, 1472 nucleotides long. RefSeq lists its product as uncharacterized. The record is from RefSeq and is a predicted model, not a curated record. Lineage: Eukaryota; Fungi; Ascomycota; Sordariomycetes; Cephalothecales; Cephalothecaceae. The coding region runs from base 239 to 1267 and encodes 342 amino acids. The transcript has 4 exons.
CGAUGCUACCCACUGCCUGUUUGUUUGACUCCUCAAAAUAGACAUCUCUGGGAGAGUAUGUUGGAGCAGCAUGUGGUCUCAGAAAGUAUAAAGGGGUACUGGUUCUCCCUCAUGAGGACAUCUCUUCUCGACACCAUCGACAUCGAAAACGACAAGAAUCACUUUCAUACAACCACAGACCAAACCAGAUCAAACAACAUCCAACAUCAAGUCACACCGUUUGCACCCCCUAUUAUCCAUGAUGCUCUUCUCCUUCGCAGUCCUUUCCACCCUCCUCCUCGCUGCCCAGGCUCAAGUGUCCUGGUACGUCCCAUCGCGCAACAUCACCUGCAACGGUGGCGGCAGCGGCCAGAUCACCUGCCAUGAGGGCCACAUCGACGAUGCCCCCGAGGUCCAGCUGAGCCACCCGGAGGAGAAGCGGGACAGCACGCCUGCGGCCGUCCGCGGGCGGACCCCCGAGCCGCUGGAGAAGCGGGUGACGUGCAACAUCGACGGCGUGACGCAGGGCCUGGCGUGCUUCACGCACUGCUUCGGCAUCGGGUACUGCAACUCGCACUGCGACGGCAAUAACAUCUGCCACUGCACCUGCAAGGACGAGACGCCGUGGCUCUUGUCGGCCGCCCUCGUCGUCGUUCUUCUCUGUAGCCAGCCGUUGGCGGCUGCUGACGACAAACACGGCGUGACCUUCUUGUUUCCAACGGAGGGUCAAACAUUCUAUUACCUCGAUACCAUUAACGUGACAUACCUGAGAGACUUCCCUCAUCCACAUCUCUACACCUUCUGCGACGGCGGCAACCGCUUCAUCAGAACCACCCCGUCGGCGCCCUACAACGGCUCCACGCUCGUCCUCCUCAGCUUCACUUCCUCGACACCCUGCUACUUCAACCCCCGGCCCGGAACGGUCGCGGGCCAGGGCGCCAACGGCACUCCCUUCGUCCUCGUCGACGGCCAGCACAGCCAGACCAUCAUCGGCUUGACCGAGCCAUUCACAACAUCAACAGCAACGAACACCUCGUCGGCGUCGCCGAGCAGCAGCAGCAGCAGCGGCGGCCUGAGCGGCGGUGCAGCGGCGGGGAUCGGGGUUGGCGUCGCCCUCGGUGUCAUUGCGCUUGCUGGCGGGAUUGGGUUCUGGGUCUGGCGGAGGAGGAAGGCCCGGAAGGCGGCCGCGGGAGGUUCAUACGCGGGGGUUGAUAUGUCGGGGCCGCAUUUCGGAACAGGGUCCCGCGGAGCUGGAUCAGCAGGGGGUGAAGCCCCCCGGCUCUCAUAGGUUAGGACGACGCCACGAGCUCGGGGAGGCGAACAUGCCACCGGAAAUGCCUGGAUAACUAGUGGGUAGGUUAAUACGGGGUAGCAAUUGGACAGUGCUAAUAAGACCACUAGCGUAGCAGAUUGGGGGAUUUCGAGGACGAAGAGUAUCUCGCUCCUGCGAGAAUAUUAGCAUGGAAUCAACAUCAAAUCUACCUUGCUGGAUA